CGUAUACCAUGAGUUUGCGCUUAUUCAUAUGCAUGUUUGCGUAUGUUUUGUAAGUAUAUAAUCUCUCUCUGUUUUUGGAUUUCUGUAAUAGCACAACAUGAAAGUGGUCGAGAUGGAAACCAAAGAUGAAACACUGGAGGCUCUGAAGAAGGAAGCGGUGGAUUUGGAGAACAUAGAGAUUGAGGAGGUUUUUGUGAAUCUGCGAUGUGGAAGAGAAGGACUGACGGCUGAGUUUGCUGAGGAGAGACUUAUCAUUUUUGGGUACAACAAGCUUGAGGAAAAGGAGGAGAGCAAGAUUUUGAAGUUCUUAAGUUUUAUGUGGAAUCCUCUCUCAUGGGUCAUGGAAGCUGCAGCAAUUAUGGCCAUUGCACUUGCUAAUGGAGGAGGAAAACCGCCUGAUUGGCAAGAUUUCAUCGGGAUCAUUAUCCUUCUUUUGAUCAAUUCGACCAUAAGUUUUGUUGAAGAGAACAAUGCCAGCAAUGCUGCUGCAGCUCUCAUGGCUCGUCUUGCACCUAAAGCAAAGGUUCUUCGAGACGGGAAAUGGAGCGAGAAAGAUGCAGCUGUUCUUGUUCCAGGUGACAUAAUUAGUAUCAAACUUGGGGAUAUAAUUCCUGCUGAUGCUCGUCUCCUUGAUGGUGAUCCAUUGAAAGUAGACCAGUCUGCUCUGACUGGUGAGUCCCUUCCUGUGACAAAAGGCGCUGGGGAAGGGGUUUAUUCAGGGUCCACUUGUAAACAGGGAGAGAUAGAAGCGGUGGUAAUUGCCACUGGUGUCCACACAUUCUUUGGAAAGGCUGCUCACCUUGUGGACUCUACGAAUCAAGUUGGCCAUUUUCAGAAGGUCUUGACUGCCAUUGGGAAUUUCUGUAUAUGUUGUAUUGCUGUGGGGAUGAUAAUAGAGAUCAUCGUGAUGGUCCCAAUUCAACAUCGGCCAUAUCGCCAAGUAAUUGACAAUUUGCUGGUCCUCCUUAUCGGAGGGAUCCCCAUUGCCAUGCCGACAGUGUUAUCAGUGACAAUGGCAAUUGGUUCCCACCGCUUAUCUCAGCAGGGAGCCAUCACAAAAAGAAUGACAGCAAUUGAAGAAAUGGCCGGCAUGGAUGUGCUUUGCAGCGAUAAAACUGGAACUCUGACAUUGAACAAGCUGACAGUUGAUAAAAGUCUUAUUGAGAUCUUUGCUAGAGGAGUAGAUGCAGAUACUGUAGUUUUGAUGGCUGCCAGAGCCUCCAGAGUGGAAAACCAAGAUGCGAUAGACGCUGCCAUUGUGGAGAUGCUAUCCGAUCCAAAGGAGGCACGGGCAGGCAUUCAAGUGAUUCACUUCCUCUCAUUUAACCCCACUGAUAAGCGGACAGCUCUGACGUAUAUUGACAUUGAAGGUAAAACGCAUAGAGUCACCAAAGGUGCACCGGAACAGAUACUCAACCUCGCACACAAUAAAUCAGAAAUUGAGCGGAGAGUUCAUGCUGUUAUUGAUAAGUUUGCAGAGCGAGGGUUACGAUCUCUUGCAGUAGCUUACCAGGAAGUUCCUGAUGGAAGGAAGGAGAGUCAAGGAGGUCCAUGGCAAUUUGUUGGCCUCAUGCCUCUCUUUGACCCACCUCGACAUGACAGCGCAGAUACCAUAAGGAGGGCUUUGAAUCUUGGAGUAAAUGUUAAGAUGAUCACAGGUGAUCAACUGGCAAUAGCAAAGGAAACAGGACGCCGAUUGGGUAUGGGAAUCAAUAUGCAUCCAUCAUCUGCCUUGUUAGGACAUAACAAGGAUGAGUCAAUUGCACAUUUUCCAGUUGAUGAGCUUAUUGAAAAGGCUGAUGGUUUUGCUGGCGUUUUCCCAGAGCACAAAUAUGAGAUUGUAAAACGUCUACAAGCUAGAAAACACAUAUGCGGAAUGACUGGUGAUGGAGUUAACGAUGCUCCUGCCCUUAAAAAGGCUGACAUUGGCAUAGCUGUUGCUGAUGCAACUGAUGCUGCUCGUAGUGCUUCUGACAUAGUCCUGACUGAACCUGGCCUUAGUGUUAUCAUCAGUGCUGUCCUAACUAGUCGCGCAAUCUUCCAGAGGAUGAAAAACUACACGAUAUAUGCAGUUUCUAUAACUGUCCGUAUUGUGCUUGGUUUUAUGUUACUCACCCUCAUAUGGAAGUUUGAUUUCCCUCCCUUCAUGGUGCUGAUCAUUGCCAUCCUCAAUGAUGGCACCAUUAUGGCAAUAUCAAAGGAUAGGGUGAAACCAUCUCCUCAGCCUGAUAGAUGGAAGCUGGCAGAGAUCUUUACAACUGGAAUUAUUUUUGGUAGUUACUUGGCCAUGACGACGGUCAUCUUCUUCUGGGCAGCAUACCAGACUUCCUUCUUUCCUCGUGUAUUUGGGGUUCCGUCUCUCCAAAAAAUGGCUCAUGGUAAUAACUUGAGGAAGCUUGCAUCGGCAGUUUACCUACAAGUGAGUAUCACCAGUCAAGCCUUGAUAUUUGUCACACGCUCUAGGAGUUGGUCUUUCCUUGAACGUCCGGGCCUUUUGCUUGUGGCAGCUUUUGUUGUUGCUCAGUUGAUUGCAACACUGAUUGCCAUUUAUGCAAAUUGGAGUUUUGCUGCUAUUGAAGGGAUUGGAUGGGGUUGGGCUGGGGUGAUUUGGCUUUACUGUCUUGUAAUCUACAUCCCCCUCGAUUUUAUUAAGCUCGCCAUCAGAUAUGCACUGAGUGGGAAAGCUUGGGAUCUGAUGUUUGAGCAAAGGAUUGCUUUCACAAGGAAAAAGCAUUUUGGGAAGGACGAACGCGAGCUUAAAUGGGCACAAGCACAGAGGACCCUCCAUGGGCUGCAUCCUCCCGAGACCAAGACCAUGUUUGGUGAUCAUGGUGCUUAUGCAGACCUUAAUCAGUUGGCUGAAGAGGCGAAAAGACGAGCUGAGAUUGCAAGGUUGAGGGAACUGCAUACACUCAAAGGCCAUGUUGAAUCAGUCGUGAAGUUGAAGGGCCUCGACAUCGAUACAAUUCAGCAAUCGUACACUGUUUGAGGGAGAUCACAGCUUUACUUGUAGCUAUACUUCGAUACAUAUAGAAUGUUUUUUAUUCUGAUGUAUCAUAGAGAAAUGGAUGUAGACGUUUGGCUGUGCCAAUUCCUUGUCCUUCGUUGUACGCCUUCUGCAGUUAUUACAGAUUCCUCUCCCUUGAUUUUCCGCCAAACUCUACGAACUUGGUUGGGAUGUGGUUUUGCCAUGUUUUAUGUAAUGGUUUUCUUGAG
Rhododendron vialii is the source of this 3216-nucleotide messenger RNA. Its product is annotated as plasma membrane ATPase 1-like. Gene Ontology annotation, cellular component: plasma membrane. The transcript has 21 exons. NCBI's taxonomy places the organism in Eukaryota, Viridiplantae, Streptophyta, Magnoliopsida, Ericales, Ericaceae. The record is from RefSeq and is a predicted model, not a curated record. The coding region runs from base 98 to 2989 and encodes 963 amino acids. Gene Ontology annotation, biological process: regulation of intracellular pH; proton export across plasma membrane. Gene Ontology annotation, molecular function: ATP binding; ATP hydrolysis activity; P-type proton-exporting transporter activity.